Messenger RNA from Fusarium graminearum PH-1, 1128 nucleotides. RefSeq lists its product as uncharacterized. The record is from RefSeq and is a predicted model, not a curated record. The transcript has 3 exons. NCBI's taxonomy places the organism in Eukaryota, Fungi, Ascomycota, Sordariomycetes, Hypocreales, Nectriaceae. Bases 1 to 1128 code for a protein of 375 amino acids. Gene Ontology annotation, molecular function: succinate-CoA ligase (ADP-forming) activity. Gene Ontology annotation, biological process: succinyl-CoA metabolic process; tricarboxylic acid cycle. Gene Ontology annotation, cellular component: succinate-CoA ligase complex; mitochondrion.
AUGCUUGCCGCGGAAGUUCUUCCCGAGGAUGGCCUGAAAUCGUACUUGAAAGGAGAUUUACAGCCGAGAAAGACAGUGUAUUUCCAGGAGGAGCUCGAUCUUCACAAGCAUUGGCAUCUUACCAUGACCAUAGAUCGCAAGGAUUGUCGACCAGUUAUCAAGAUCAGAGAUGCAAAGCCAGACAACAACACAAGAGGCGCUCCAGAAGGGGAGUUGUUCCAAAAGAACUAUCUGUUUGAUUUAUCAGACACCGAUAGUGAAUUUAUGACAAAAACUAUUCAGAAGAUUGCAAGCGAGCUUGGCCUGGUUAGUGCAGCACGGCAGGGAUUCCAACAGGGACUUAUUGCGCUACGCAAGAUCUUUAUGGAAGCACAGGCAAUCUUCCUCGAGGUUGAUGUCUUGAGACAGAGAAAUUCAAAGAUCGUCUUCGCGAAUUCACGAUUUUGCUUUGACGACGAUGCGAAGAAGAAAGCCAGGAACGUCUAUCUUCCAUUGUGGGAGCCGCUUAUGGAGGAUGAAGCUGAGCUUUAUGCAGAAACCUUUGGUCUUGUUUAUGUCAAGAUGAAUGGUGAUAUCGGGACCGUUGUCAACGGUGCAGGACUGGCUAUGGCGACAAAUGAUGCCAUUUGCGUCCAUGGCGGUAAGAGUGCCAACUUCCUUGACGCUGGAGGCCAGGCAACAAACGAUACCAUGAAGAGGGCUUUCAAAAUCGUCAUGGAUGACAGGAGAGUCAAAAUCAUCUUUGUAAAUAUCUAUGGAGGUAUCACGAGAUGCGACAUGAUUGCGGAGUCUAUCAUCGACGCAGUGAAUUCACUCGGCCAUCAAAGUGUACCUAUGGUGGUUAGGUUACAAGGGACAAACUCGGAAGAAGGGUUAAAGCUACUUGAAGAUGCCAAUCUUGGUAUCCACGUUGAAGCGGAUUUUGACAAGGCGACGAAAAAGGCCGUCGAACUUGCUGAAAGUAUCCCAACUCCACCAAACGUAGAUCGUCCGAAAGCCAUUACUAGAAAAGUAUUGCACGAGGAUACAAAGAGGCACACGAUCGAGGUGAGGAAGAAAAUGAAGAGAGAGUUGAAGAAAAAAGCGAAGAGGGAUGAAAAGGCUGAAAGUGCGAGGAAAUCAUUAUAA